CUAAAAAAAAAGAAACGUCCCAAUUAAGGUACCGACUCCGUCCACAAAAUUUUCGAAAUCGUCUCUUAUGAAACCUAAAAUACUGUAUUGCCUGGUUGAUUUACUUCCCGCCUAAAUUUCCCUUUCCUCUGAGUUGAAUACAGGCUGUUAACUAAGAUCAAGACUUGACUAAAUUCAGGGGCAAUACCAGUUCAAUUUCCCGGGCAUUUCUAAAAAAAGAGUUGAACGAGAAAACGACGUCUGCUAUAAAUAGAAACAGAAAAAAAAAAAGAAAAGCUACGCAUCGUCCAUUCUUCACUGCUCCCAAAAAUCACAAAAGCUAAUCAAAAUUGAACGCAAUUGAAAGUAAAAGGUUAGAAGGUAUCCCUAUAAUAAAAUCAUAGUGUACAGUACAAGGCUAUUGAAUGGAAGUGUCAAAAGUUUAACAAUACCAAACUGUAUAUACUGGAAAGAUGAGAAAUGAUUACAGCAGCAGAAAAUGAAGCAAUGGGCUACGAACUUGUUCACGCGGCAAUACUCCUUCCAAUGACAAUUACGGAGGCAAACGAAGAGUCAAGAUGGAGACAAUUCUUAGCUUGGCGAGAAGAAAAGAAGAACAAAGAUGAGACCAGUGACCAGCUUAGCACCAAUUUUUUACGGCAGCACAACAAAAUCAAAAUGUCAUCAAGAUUAAGUUCCAUGAAUCCCUUAGCAAUAACGAUGAAAGACGACAAGACAAGAAAUUCAAUUGACGUCAUUUCUCUUAGAGAACGGGAACAGUCCGAUUUUUCCUCAGCUACCUUCCCGCCACAGCACCAACAAUCCAUCGCGACAAAACAAAUCAAAAGAAAACCUUUACCGAAAGGCUGUCCUCACUUUGAAUUUGAUUCCAUACAAGAAAAGACGUUGAUUUCUGAACAGGAAGAAAAAGAUCAGCCGCAACCGCAACAGCAGCAAAGUCGUCGUUCUGUUAUUGUCGUUCAUCCAUCAUCGACGGAGGCAUUCCUAUUGGCGGAAAAGACAGAGAUACCGGCACGACGUGAUAGUAGAUUUUAUAUGGAUAUCCCCAGCAUUCGGGCACAUUUAGAUCAUGCCUGUAAGAAUGAAAAAAUCAUGCUGAUACGAAGACAUUAUGAACAGCAGCGGCAGAAGCAUUUAUUAUAG
Messenger RNA from Mycotypha africana, 1143 nucleotides. RefSeq lists its product as uncharacterized. NCBI's taxonomy places the organism in Eukaryota, Fungi, Mucoromycota, Mucoromycetes, Mucorales, Mycotyphaceae. The coding region runs from base 460 to 1143 and encodes 227 amino acids. The record is from RefSeq and is a predicted model, not a curated record. The transcript has 2 exons.